Molecule: messenger RNA, 2304 nt
Organism: Necator americanus (New World hookworm)
Lineage: Eukaryota; Metazoa; Nematoda; Chromadorea; Rhabditida; Ancylostomatidae
Exons: 16
Coding region: 1-2304 (767 amino acids)
Biological process (GO): regulation of DNA-templated transcription
Molecular function (GO): transcription coregulator activity
Source: RefSeq, a predicted model, not a curated record
AUGGCGGACGAUGAUUGGCCGUCUCAAAGAUUUCGUGACCACGUCAUCAAUCGAUUAGAGCCCGAGUUGGCUCGCAAUCGACAGAAUGCGCCAAAUUUACCAGUUCCUGGAGAUGCUCGUCAAGUAGAAGAAUACGUGUUCCAGAAGUGCCUUAGUAAGGACGAGUACAUGCGUACUAUUGCAAAGGUGAUCAAUGCGAUCAACUGCAACUCAAAGUCUGCUGCAGUGCCGUCGGUACUUCAACCAUCGUUCCACAGCCCUCCAUGUUCGGCACCGAAUGUAAAUAAUACAGCCAGUGUGAAUUCCACAACCUCAUAUCGAACGUCGGUGCCACCGGAUCCUCAGCCUACGCAAACUCGGAAUCAAAGCCAGCCAACACCUUCAUCGGGCUCGCAACAAGUUCCUAUUCAACAACAACAGCCAGGACCAGUGAUGGCAAAUCAACAAGCAUUUCCCUCACCUGAUCAUCCCAGAGGUCCUCCUCCGUCCUAUGGUGCACCUCCACUCGGUCAACCGCCUCCGCAGAUGCAACCUUCUGGGGCUCAGCCAGUUCCACAGCAACAGAUGAUGCCACAGGGUGGAUGCCCUCCAUAUCAGAUGAUGUCUCCUCAGCAGUCGCAACAACAACAACAACAACAGUUACCCCCAUAUGACGCGCGAAUGCAGAAGCAACCGAAACAAGAGCCAAUGUCUCGGAGUUGGGACGCGCAAGGAAUGCACUAUCCACCGCAGCAACAACAGUGGGGUCAACAUCCCGGUUAUUCUCAACCUCCUCAACAACAGCAGAUGCCCACACAACAUAAUCAACAACCACAACAAGGACAACAGCCACCUGUAAGUGGACAGUCCACAGUUCUUGAGGCACUUAUCAAUCAGCCACAGUAUCCUUCAACUCCGCAUCAGAUGCCUCGCCAUCCUCAAAUGAUGAUGUCCGGACCGAAUACACAGAUGGGAGGUGGAGGACAUAUGGGAGGUCCUAUGGAUGCACAACAUGACCAGCAACAGAUUUAUAAUCAAAAAUUACGAAUGUUGAGACCAUACUGUGAAAAUCUGAAAUUGCGAGCGCAGCAGUGCCGCAUGGAAGGAAAUAUGGAAGCUGCGCAAAAGCUGGAAACGAUGCUGGGAGUAUUAGAAGGACGUCGCGUUGUCAGCUUGGAAUAUCUUUUGAAUCUGGAGAAUUGGAUACACAAAAAAGCUGAUUUCUUGGCGGCCACCACACACAAUCCUCACGCUGCUGCCAUGCAAAACGGCCAUAUGGGAAUGGCAGGACAAGGAAUGGUGGACGGUAUAAAUGCUGUUUUGAACGCGUCGUCCGAUCAUCAUCCGAAUCCUAUGUAUGGAACCCAAAGUGGAUAUGGCCCACCUUCAAUUCAUCAGGGAAACUAUCCUCCGAUGCAUCCGCAACAAAUGUGGCCACCUCCACCACACUUACAACAGCAAGGCAUGAUGAUCGGCCCUCCAAUGAGCCAGUCGCAAGGUGGUGGUCCAAUGCAAUCCUACAGGGAAUCUCCAGUGGAACACCAUCGUCCAUAUCCGGCCAUGCGACCUCAAAUGCGGCCGCCUCCAGUUGUUCAGUCAAUGCAACCACAAGCUGUUGAUUCGUUACGAAUGGGAAGUGGUUCUGCGAUGGAACCCCUUCUCAAUCCACCUCCAUCUUCAACGUCAAUACCGCCUCUGCCAUGUCACUCGCUGAGUGGACUAGUUACAUUGCCGCCUUGCUCAGGUCAAACUACAUCGAUAACCACAACUCCCGUAAUGGCCGGCUCUGGCGGAGGCGGAAAUGGCAGUACUGGAAGUGCAGGUUCUGCCGAACAGCCUGGCGUGGAUGAUUUAUACAACAUGGACGAUUUCUUACCCACACCUAUGGAGGCUGUUGGAAAUGUGCAAGGAAAUGGGACCAAACUAUCGUUACCCGAUGCUGCCAGACGUGAACUCUCACAAUUGUCAGAUAGAUUCGAGUUUGACAACAAUCCCGAGUCUCAUCAUGAUCCUCAUUGCGCCCUCGUCAAAUGUAAAAUCAAGGGCCAACAAGUGCCUGCUCUUCGUUUGGUCAUUCCGUUGUCGUACCCUGCCGCCUCUGUCACUGUAGAUCGAGCAGCUAUCGAUCUAGAUGCGUUUUUCUACGAUGAUCUGCAAAAUGUAGUUCAUGAACGACUUGCACGCCCUGGAUUACAUUCAAUAACUGAAUUCCUCAAUACUUGGGAGACCACCGUAAGGCAGUAUACGUCGAACCAAAACAACACGAACACAACGAUCUCGCCUUUCGACGAACUCUUCCAAAAUUAUGAUAACAUCAUCACCUGA